Messenger RNA from Komagataella phaffii GS115, 1821 nucleotides. RefSeq names its product ATP-dependent DEAD (Asp-Glu-Ala-Asp)-box RNA helicase. The transcript has a single exon. Gene Ontology annotation, molecular function: RNA helicase activity; ATP binding; RNA binding. Bases 1 to 1821 code for a protein of 606 amino acids. Gene Ontology annotation, cellular component: nucleus. The record is from RefSeq and is a predicted model, not a curated record. Lineage: Eukaryota; Fungi; Ascomycota; Pichiomycetes; Pichiales; Pichiaceae.
AUGUCUGAAUUAGAAGAUUCAAUGAACAACUUAAAUGUUAACGAAGGUGGCCGUCAGUCCAAGAGCAACUACGUCCCACCACACAGAAGAAACGGUCAAGGGUCCUCGGCUUUUGCAAACAAUGGAUCCCGUGGUGGCGGUUUCGGUGGCAGAGGAAGAGAUAACUUCUCUGCUGGCCGUGGCGGCGGCAGAAACGGGAUGAACUUCAGAGGCGGCAGAGGAAGAGGGCCCACAAGAGGCCAAGGCCGUUGGGUUCAAGGUAAACACGUCCCUGCUCCAAAAGACGAAGAACUGGAAUUAAAGAUGUUUGGAACUCCAGAGGAUCCAUCCUUCCAGUCGUCCGGUUUGAACUUUGACAACUACGACGAUAUCCCAGUCGAAGCCACCGGUGAAGACGUCCCUGAACCAAUCACCCAAUUCACCAGCCCUCCUUUGGACGAGCUGUUAUUGGAAAACAUUAAACUUUCCAGGUUUACUAAGCCUACUCCAGUGCAAAAAUACUCCGUCCCAAUCGUUUCUAAUCACAGAGAUCUUAUGGCUUGUGCCCAGACCGGUUCCGGUAAGACUGGUGGAUUCUUAUUCCCCGUUUUAUCUGAGUGUUUCCAAACAGGCCCAGCACCUAUCGAAGUCGAGUCGGAGACCGUUUUCCGCAAGCACAGAGCCUAUCCAACUAUUUUAGUCAUGGCUCCAACAAGAGAGCUGGUCUCCCAGAUCUACGAUGAGGCUAAGAAGUUUGCCUACAGAUCAUGGAUGAGACCUUGCGUAGUAUAUGGUGGUGCUAACAUCCGUGACCAAAUGGAAGACUUAAUCCUCGGUUGUGAUCUUUUGGUCGCCACUCCUGGUAGAUUGAGUGAUCUUUUAGAACGUGGAAAGAUAUCGCUUGCUAAGAUUAAAUACCUCAUUUUGGAUGAGGCUGACAGAAUGUUGGAUAUGGGUUUCGAACCACAGAUUAGACACAUUGUCCAAGGUUGUGAUAUGCCUUCUGUCAAUGAGAGACACACCCUCAUGUUCUCUGCUACUUUCCCUAGAGAUAUUCAGUUAUUGGCCAAGGACUUCCUGAAGGACUACAUUUUCCUUUCAGUCGGUCGUGUUGGUUCCACAUCCGAGAACAUUACACAAAGAGUUCUUUCUGUCGAAGACGACGAAAAGAAAUCCGUCUUGCUGGACAUUUUGUCCUCUUCAGACGACAUAAAGGAAGGUCUGACCCUUAUCUUUGUUGAAACAAAGAGAAUGGCAGACACUUUGUCCCACUUCUUAGUCACAAGAAACUUCCCUGCCACCUCCAUUCAUGGUGACAGAACACAACAAGAGAGAGAGCAUGCUCUUCACUUAUUUAAAUCUGGUGCUGCUCCAAUUUUGGUUGCCACUGCAGUUGCCGCCAGAGGUUUAGACAUUCCAAAUGUCACACACGUUGUCAACUACGAUCUACCAGCUGACAUUGACGAUUACGUCCAUCGUAUUGGUCGUACCGGUCGUGCUGGUAAUGUUGGUAUUGCCACUGCAUUCGUUAACCGCGGUAACAAGAACCUGAUCAAGGGUUUAAUUGAACUGUUAACCGAGGCUAACCAAGAAGUUCCUCAAUUCCUGAGCGCCCUUUCCAGAGAAGCUACUAUGGGUAGAGGCGGAGCCAGAGGUGGAAGAGGCGGAAGAAACGCUUACGGAAAAGAUUUCAGAAGAUCUUCUAACUACCCGCCUCAGCCAAGUUCCCAAACUUAUGGUAGGGCUAAUGGAGGAAGUGGUUACUUCGGUGGUUCUAACUUCUACGGUAGUGCUCCAAGCAGCAACACUACUCAACAAUCGUCUGGUUCUGAUUGGUGGUAA